Jatropha curcas is the source of this 2120-nucleotide messenger RNA. RefSeq lists its product as uncharacterized. The record is from RefSeq and is a predicted model, not a curated record. Lineage: Eukaryota; Viridiplantae; Streptophyta; Magnoliopsida; Malpighiales; Euphorbiaceae.
CUCCAAGCGCUCUCCAUUCUGUACCGAAAAACCACCAAACCCCAAAAAAUACAAAAAAAAUCUCCUUGUUUUCAGUUUCUCACCUUAAUUUCCAUCUUUAUCUCGCCGGCGAUUAAAACCUUGCCGGAGAAAUGAAUAGUCCGGCAACCAUAUUUUCAUCUUCUACGACCAAUGUCCGUGCUCCCGAUUAUCCCUGCCAAGUCUUCUGCGAAAAAACCAUUAGCUGAAAGCCAUAAAUUUUGUCUUGCAUAUGGAAGGCACCGGAUAUUGAUUACACAGAAAUUUUUUGUAUGGGUAUAAGAUUAAAUUUUUUUCAAGGAUUUUGAUUGUGUUGUGUUUCAACUUCGAGGAUUUUUUUUUUAGCUGAACAGAGGAGGUAAAAUGUGCGUGAAUUUGAUUCUGUAACCUAGGGCAUUGAUUUUUUUUUUUUUUUAUUUGUCUGUUUCAUGGAUUUUGUAAAUUGUACUGGAAGAAUCAGGACCAGAGGGAUUCAUUGAUUAGUCACUGUUAAGUCUGUGAGUCUGUGCGACCCAAGUAUUUGAGCGAGCUUUGAAUAUGGAGCAGAACUGACAAGCGCAAGCAGCGUUUAAAACACAGCAAUCAGUCCAUUUUAACUUCUACCCUUCAAGCUCUAGCCUUAGGUCUUUUCUCUCUCUCCCUAUCUCUAUCGUCUUCUUUACUUAUGCCUUUCCCUAUGAAGAUCCAACCAAUAGAUAUUGACUGUCAGACGACGGUUCCGGCUCGAGCUGAACCGGCGAAGCCGGUGUUGAAAUCGCGUCUAAAGAGGUUAUUUGACCGGCAGUUCCCUAGCGUGUUGAGAAUUUCAUCGGUGGAAAAGCCAAGUGUCGGUGAAGUACAGAGUGGGACAAAGGACGGAGGAGCUGCGGGGACUGACUUCGAGCCGAGCUCAGUAUGUUUGGCCAAAAUGGUACAGAGUUACAUCGAGGAGAGCAACGAGAAGCCAUUUCGCGGCCGCCACCGAUGCAAUUGCUUUAACGGGAAUAAUAAAGACAGCUCCGAUGAUGAAUUUGAUGUAUUUGGUGGCGGUGGUUUUGGCGAAUCGAUCAGCAACGGAUCGUCUUUCGAUGCCUCCGACAUGCUUAAGAGUUUGAUUCCCUGUGCCAGUGCUGCCGAGAGAAACCUCUUAGCUGAUACUGCGAUGAUCGUUGACAAGAACAAGAAUUACAAGCAAAAGGACGAUUUGAGAAUGAUCGUGACUGAUGGAUUAAAAUCUCUCGGCUACGAUUCAUCCAUUUGCAAAUCCAAAUGGGAUAAGUCCCCCUCUCACCCUGCCGGUGAAUAUGAAUACGUAGAUGUGAUCAUUGAAGGAGAGAGACUUUUGAUCGAUAUCGACUUCAGAUCGGAGUUUGAAAUAGCUCGAUCGACUGGGGCCUACAAGGCAAUUUUGCAAUCUUUACCGUAUAUCUUCGUCGGCAAAUCGGAUCGGAUUGGCCAGAUUGUGUCAAUCAUAUCGGAGGCAGCUAAACAGAGCCUGAAGAAGAAAGGCAUGCACUUUCCUCCUUGGAGAAGAGCAGAGUACAUGCGUGCUAAAUGGCUCUCUCCUUUCACCAGACAAAAUGAAACCAUUUCAAACGCCAAAUCCGAAAGCGAGAAAGACGACUGUUCGAUUGCGACGGAGAGUGACGAUCGUGGAGAACUUGAGUUAAUUUUUGGCGAGGAAGAUACGCCUCCGCCUUCGCCGCCGCCUGUUGAUUCAUCAUCGCCGAAAGAAAUUACCGGCGUAGAAGAUAAAUUAAAAGUUGACUCGGCGACGUGGCAGCCGCCGGCAGUAAAACCGAAGAGUGUAGAUAGACGAGCCAAGAUGGUGACUGGAUUAGCUUCUCUGCUCAAAGAGAAACCAUAAAAAUUUUGGAUUUUUCACUUUUUUUUUUUUAAUUUUUAAAAUUUUCCAGAUAUAAAAAAAUAUGAAAAAUUAUAUAUAAGUGAAAUGAAAUAUAUAUAAUCGGAUAGUAGUACAACCUCUGUUUUCCCUUUUGUUUUUCCCCCAAUUACUUGAAAGGGUCUGUAAUAGCCAGAGAGGUAGUAGAGAAUCUAUCAAUGUAAUAAUAAUAAUAAUUAUUAUUGUAUAAAUAGAAAAAAAAUAGCAAUUACCUAUUAAA